AUGGAUUACAAGAAAUACCUCCCUGUCCCGCAAAUGACGGCCAAGCCGCCGUUCACCCUCCCUACCGUCAGCGCCUCAGCAGUUGACGGUGAAACCAUUCCCCGUCGACACCCCAAAGCAGUCAAUGGCUUUGUCUCAAUCCCCGAAGAAGGAUGUCACACUCUCUACGAUGUGCUCGUUCGCGCUGGUCAGAAAUUCGGUAACGAGAAUGCACUCGGGACGCGUCCAUUGCUCAAGAAGCACAUCGAGACGAAGAAAAUCAAGAAGAUGGUAGACGGAAAGGAGAGAGAAGAGGAGAAAGAAUGGACUUAUUUUGAGAUGGGCCCGUAUUCUUGGACCACGUUCAGCGAGUAUGUCGAGCUUGCUUUGCAAGUUGGUGCUGGAUUCCGGAAAUCUGGACUCACGAAGGGUGAUAAAGUGCACGUGUAUGCAGCUACUAGCAUGCAUUGGCUUGCAAUGGCUCAUGGAGCAGCAUCUCAGUCAAUGCCAAUUGUUACUGCAUAUGAUACGUUAGGAGAAGAGGGCUUGACGUCUUCGUUGGAAGCAACGCGUGCCAAAUUGAUGUUUCUCGACGCGUAUCUUCUGAAGACACUGAUCAAACCACUCCAGAAGGCGGACUAUCUCGAGGUUAUCGUUUACGACAAGGAUGAGGACCUCGUUAAAGAAGACUUGGAUGUACUUCUUGAGACACAUCCUAGGCUCAAAAUUAUCAGUUUUGAGGAGUUGAGGAAGUCCGGUGCAGAAAACCCAAUAGAUCCAGUUCCCCCCAGGCCAGAAGACACUUGCUGUAUCAUGUAUACAUCUGGAUCUAUUGGUGCGCCAAAGGGAGUAACAAUUAAACAUAGAGCCGUCGUUGGAUCGAUCGCUGGUGGCAGCCUUGCAAUUCACAAUAUGUGCGGCCCAGAUGACGUUUACCUGGCCUACCUCCCCCUUGCUCACGUCAUCGAGUACGCUCUAGAAAACUGCUGUCUAUUCUGGGGCGCACCAAUGGGCUAUGGCAGCCCCAAGUCACUAACCGACCUCUCAGUUCGCAACUGCAAAGGCGACCUGCGCGAGCUACAACCGACAAUCAUGGCCGGCGUGCCAGCAGUCUGGGAAAACGUUCGGAAAGGCGUUUCGAACAGGGUCAACGGCAGCAACGCCAUUAUCAAGAACAUGUUUUGGGGCGCUCUUUCACUCAAGAGUUUCCUCCUCUCGCAUCACAUCCCCGGAGCCAGCAUCUUGGAUAGCCUCAUCUUUCAUAAGGUUCGCGAGGCAACGGGUGGUAGACUAAAAUUGUGCGUCACAGGCGGUGGUCCGAUUUCAAAAGAGACGCAACAUUUCAUCUCCAUGGUCGUCUGCCUCCAAAUCAACGGCUACGGCCUCACCGAAACCACAUCCAUGACCGCGCUCUGCGACCCGCUGCAAUGGACAGUCGAUGCAAUCGGAGGCUUGCCCCCAACGGUGGAAGUGAAGCUCGUUGACUACGCCGAGGCCGGCUACCUUGCAAAGAAUAAUCAAGGCGAAGUAUGGGUUCGUGGUCCGACUGUAUUUGAGGAAUACUACAACGACCCUGAGGAGACGAGGGCUGCGAUUACGGAGGAUGGAUGGUUUAAGACGGGGGACGUGGGGGAGUGGGAUGAGAACUUCCACUUGCGGAUUAUUGAUCGGACGAAGAAUUUGGUGAAGACGCUGAAUGGAGAGUAUAUUGCUCUUGAGAAGCUCGAAUCGAUCUAUCGAACUGCUGCUGUUGUAGCAAAUAUCUGUGUCUACGCCUCACCCAACCAAGUCAAGCCUAUUGCAAUUAUUGUCCCGGCAGAGCCUGCUCUGCUUCAGUUAGCAAAGGAUAACGGUAUUGCUGAAGAACGAUCAGCGCUGUAUGAGAGUAAGAAGAUGCAAAACGUCCUGCUCAAGGAGCUGCAGUCGAAAGGUAGAGCUGGUGGACUGGCAUCGAUGGAGACAAUAGAUCAUGUAAUACUUGCGGAAGAGGAGUGGACUCCACAGAAUAAUCUUGUCACGCCAGCGCAAAAGUUGCAGAGGAAGAAUAUAUUGCAGAAGUAUCAGAAGGAGAUUGAUGCAGCAUUUGCGAGGGUUUGA
Molecule: messenger RNA, 2076 nt
Organism: Hyaloscypha bicolor E
Lineage: Eukaryota; Fungi; Ascomycota; Leotiomycetes; Helotiales; Hyaloscyphaceae
Product: long-chain-fatty-acid-CoA ligase-like protein
Exons: 7
Coding region: 1-2076 (691 amino acids)
Biological process (GO): long-chain fatty acid metabolic process; long-chain fatty-acyl-CoA metabolic process
Cellular component (GO): plasma membrane; lipid droplet; endoplasmic reticulum
Molecular function (GO): long-chain fatty acid-CoA ligase activity
Source: RefSeq, a predicted model, not a curated record